UGAAAAGACUGAGAGAGAUCUGAGUUCAACCGACGAUAAGAGGUGAGUUUAAGGAGAGGAGGAGAUUAAUGUGUGUGAUAAGAUAAGAUAAGAUAAGAUAAGAUAAGAUAAGAUAAGAUAAGAUAAGAUAAGAUAAGAUAAGGGAAGAGAAGAGAAGAGAAGAGAAGAGAAGAGAAGAGAAGAGAAGAGAAGAGAAGGGGAAUCUUUGGCUGACGUUGUUGCUUCUGAAAACCAUGGGGGACUUUGAGCAGUUUGAGCAGGACUUCUACCAGACAGGAUAUGACAUCAGCCACCAGACAGGAUAUGACAUCAGCCACCAGACAGGAUAUGACAUCAGCCACCAGACAGGAUAUGACAUCAGCAGCCAGAGUGUCAUCAAGGACUGGAGCUAUGAUGCCUACACAGCUGGAACUGAAGAAGAGGGAGCUCAGUUCUCGUCUGGACUUCUGGAUCCAUCUAUGGAGCAGCAGUACACUGACCAGUUCUACCAGUCUACCGGAUCUAUCGGGACCGAAGGAGGACCACAGGCCUACGAAGAGGAACCUCCUCUUCUGGAGGAACUGGGCGUUAACUUCGACCACAUCUGGCAGAAGACCCUGACUGUGUUGAACGUCUUUAAACCUGCAGACGGCAGCAUCAUGAACGAGACGGAUCUGACCGGACCCAUCGUGUUCUGCAUCGCCCUGGGAGUCACAUUAAUGAUGGCAGGUAAAGCCCACUUUGGGUACGUGUACGGUAUCAGCGCUGCCGCCUGCGUUGGCAUGUACGUCCUGCUCAGUCUGAUGAGUGCUACCAGGGUUUCCUCCGGCUGCGUGGCCAGUGUCCUGGGGUACUGUCUCCUGCCCAUGGUGGUCCUGUCUGUGUAUGCGGUCGUCUUCUCUUUGCAAGACGCAGUGGGUUCAGUCCUGGCUCUGUCCGUCAUUGGUUGGUGUAGUUUUUCUGCCUCUAAGAUCUUCAGCUCCACUCUGUGCAUGGACGGUCAGCAGCUGCUGGUGGCAUAUCCAUGUGCUCUGCUCUACGGACUGUUUGCUCUGCUGACCGUCUUCUAACAUUCAACACUUUUUCAUUUAUGGACACACAUACUUCAACUCUACAAAGUCUGCUCAAACAAAUGACAUUAAAGUCAGGAUAAACAAAUCUGUCACUGUUUUUUUUAAUAAUACCUCAUCUGACCCAUCUUUCUUGGUUCCUUCAAUAACUUGUUGCGGUCUGGUUCAAGUCAAAGGUAGUUUCCUGACGGUCUCCUUUCCUGUUUAAACUACAUAUAAUACAUGCAGUUUGGAGGGAACACAUCAACACAUUGGAAACAGUUUAAUGGUUGAAAUCAGAAGUUCAUGAAUUUUCAAAAAGGCUUCAGUUGGCUGUGAAAGUUAAAAAGUUAAUGUUGGCACUAAAAACAUCUGCAUAUCAAUACAGGAUGUGGACGGAAUGCACAGAUAUGGGUACAUUUAGGAUUUAUUACAUGUGAAAGAUAUAUAUAUAUAUAUAUAUAUAUAUAUAUAUAUAUAUAUAUAUAUAUAUAUAUAUAUAUACACACAUACACACACACUCCAUC
This is a messenger RNA of Sphaeramia orbicularis (orbiculate cardinalfish), 1555 nucleotides long. RefSeq names its product protein YIPF5-like. Gene Ontology annotation, cellular component: trans-Golgi network. The record is from RefSeq and is a predicted model, not a curated record. NCBI's taxonomy places the organism in Eukaryota, Metazoa, Chordata, Actinopteri, Kurtiformes, Apogonidae. The coding region runs from base 234 to 1049 and encodes 271 amino acids. Gene Ontology annotation, biological process: endoplasmic reticulum to Golgi vesicle-mediated transport; vesicle fusion with Golgi apparatus. The transcript is spliced from 6 exons.